This is a messenger RNA of Cyprinodon variegatus (sheepshead minnow), 7351 nucleotides long. Its product is annotated as glutamate receptor ionotropic, NMDA 2B-like. Gene Ontology annotation, molecular function: NMDA glutamate receptor activity; transmitter-gated monoatomic ion channel activity involved in regulation of postsynaptic membrane potential. Lineage: Eukaryota; Metazoa; Chordata; Actinopteri; Cyprinodontiformes; Cyprinodontidae. The transcript is spliced from 10 exons. Gene Ontology annotation, cellular component: postsynaptic membrane; postsynaptic density membrane; NMDA selective glutamate receptor complex. The record is from RefSeq and is a predicted model, not a curated record. Bases 5 to 3844 code for a protein of 1279 amino acids. Gene Ontology annotation, biological process: synaptic transmission, glutamatergic; excitatory postsynaptic potential; monoatomic ion transport.
CCUGAUGAAUGUGACAUUUGAGGGGCGCAAUCUGUCGUUCAGCGAGGAUGGGUACCAGAUGCACCCUAAGCUUGUCAUUAUUCUGCUCAACAAAGAGAGACAGUGGGACAGGGUGGGUAAAUGGGAAAAUGGCUCCUUGUCCAUGAAGUACCACGUGUGGCCUCGCUAUGAGCUGUAUGGAGGGGCAGCCAAGGAGGAUGACCACCUGUCCAUCGUGACAUUGGAGGAAGCUCCGUUUGUCAUCGUGGAGGAUGUGGAUCCCCUGAGUGGAACCUGCAUGAGGAACACCGUCCCCUGCAGAAAACAGAUCAAAAAGAUUAAUCAGACCAAGGAAUCAGGGAUCUACAUCAAGCGCUGCUGUAAGGGCUUCUGCAUCGAUAUCCUGAAGAAAAUCGCCAAGUCAGUCAAGUUCACGUAUGACCUUUACCUGGUCACUAACGGAAAACAUGGCAAAAAAAUCAAUGGGACCUGGAACGGGAUGGUGGGAGAGGUUGUGUUAAAAAAUGCCCACAUGGCUGUCGGAUCCCUAACCAUCAACGAGGAGCGCUCUGAGGUUAUAGAUUUUUCUGUUCCCUUCAUAGAAACAGGAAUUAGUGUCAUGGUUUCCCGCAGUAAUGGCACUGUUUCACCCUCAGCAUUUUUAGAGCCCUUUAGCGCCGAUGUGUGGGUGAUGAUGUUCGUGAUGCUGCUGCUGGUGUCAGCAGUGGCUGUGUUCGUGUUCGAGUACUUCAGCCCCGUGGGCUACAACCGCUGUCUGGCUGAUGGCAGAGAACCUCAUGGCCCGUCUUUCACCAUCGGUAAAGCCAUUUGGCUGCUUUGGGGUCUGGUCUUCAACAACUCUGUGCCAGUCCAGAACCCCAAAGGUACCACCAGUAAAAUCAUGGUCUCAGUUUGGGCCUUCUUCGCUGUCAUUUUCCUGGCCUCAUACACUGCCAACCUGGCUGCUUUCAUGAUCCAAGAGGAAUAUGUGGAUCAGGUCACUGGUCUCUCAGACAAGAAGUUCCAGAGUCCCAAUGACUUCUCUCCUCCGUUCCGGUUUGGCACGGUGCCGAAUGGGAGUACCGAGAGAAACAUCAGGAACAACUAUCCAGAAAUGCACUCCUACAUGACCAAGUUCCAUCAGCGGAAUGUCAAUGAAGCUCUGCAGAGUCUGAAGGCUGGCAAAUUAGAUGCUUUCAUUUACGAUGCAGCCGUUCUGAACUACAUGGCUGGCAGGGAUGAAGGCUGCAAGCUGGUGACCAUUGGCAGCGGCUACAUCUUUGCAACUACAGGAUAUGGCAUCGCCAUCCAGAAGGAGUCUGGAUGGAAGAGACACGUGGACCUGGCCAUCCUGCAGCUUUUUGGAGACGGUGAGAUGGAGGAGCUGGAGUCCCUGUGGCUGACGGGGAUCUGCCACCAUGAGAAGAACGAGGUGAUGUCCAGCCAGCUUGACGUGGACAACAUGGCCGGGGUCUUCUACAUGCUGGGCGCCGCCAUGGCUCUCUCCCUCAUCACCUUCAUCUGCGAGCACUGGUUCUACUGGCAGCUGCGUUUCUGCUUUAUGGGCGUCUGUUCCGGCCAGCCCGGCUUUGUGUUCAGCAUCAGCAGGGGUAUAUACAGCUGCAUACAUGGUGUACAAAUUGAAGAGAAGAGCAGCUCUGCGUUGAACUCCCCAUCAGCCACCAUGAACAACACCCAUUCGAACAUUAUGCGCCUCCUUCGUACUGCCAAAAACAUGGCCUCUCUGUCAGGAGUUAACGGCUCGCCGCAUAGCGCUCUAGAUUUCAUCCGUCGAGACUCUUCUGUUUAUGACAUUUCUGAGCAUCGCCGCAGCUUAGCAGGCCAUUCCGACUGUAAACCACCUUACAUGCCAGAAGACAACAUGUUUAGUGAUUACAUUAGUGAAGUGGAGAGGACGUUUGGCAACCUUCAUCUCAAGGACAGCAAUUUGUACCAGGAUCACUAUCUACACCACCAUGGCUCAACUCCCGGACUCAGUGGUCCUCCACCCAAUAGGCCUCACAGUUUGGGGAGUGCUAGUUCUCUGGAGGGUGGCAUGUUUGAUUGUGACAGCCUCGGUGGAGGGGUAGCACCUAUCUUUACCACCCAGCCCUGCUCAGCUUUGACCCACAGGAACAUGAGCAAGUUUGACCUGCUGUCCGGACAGACUCCGCCUUCAGGCCAGAGCUUCAAGGGUGGUCUGCCUGACAUCUAUGGGAAGUUCUCUUUUAAAGGUGGUGCCUCAAGUUCCACUUACAUUCCUGGACACAGCUACUGUGGGGGAAGAGGAGACGAUGAAGGAAAUAUACGUUCAGAUGUCUCUGACAUUUCCACACACACCGUAACAUAUGGGAACCUGGAGGGCAAUGCCAAGAAGCGCAAACAGUACCGUGACAGCUUAAAAAAGAGGCCGGCCUCUGCAAAGUCCAGACGGGAGCUGGACGAAAUUGAGCUGGGCUACAGGAGGAAACCAUACCACAUAAGCCACCAUCAUUACCACAGCCAACGCUCUGCCUCCCCACCACUGUUGCCCUCUGAACGCAAACGAGGGGGUGGAGGAGGAAAAAACAAUGGGAACUCUUAUCUUUUCAGGGAAAAGGAGAGUGUUAGGGACUUUUAUCUUGACCAGUUUCGACCCAAGGAGGGUGUCCCUCAAUGGGAACAUGUGGACUUGACAGAGGGUCCUGGAAACAGAGAUGGAGGAGUGCCCACCUGCACCUCGUUGGUGCCAGUUGAAGACUUUCUUAAAAGCAAACCCAAAAAGUCUGAUCUAAAAGGAGGGAUAGGGUCUGGGUUGGCAGGGGGAGAAUGGGAGUGCAGGAACUGUCGUGCUAGUGGAGGCAAGCAGAUGUCCAUUCAUGGAGGAGGUGGUGGGUAUUCAAGUGGUAUGGGCUGCGGGUCUUCAGCAGGUAGCAGCCGGCCUAGUUCUGCAACCUGCAUGCGCUGUGAUGGUUGUAAAAAGACAGGAAACCUUUACGAUAUCAGUGAAGACAAUAACCACCCCUUGGAACAAAUGGGGGGCGGGAAAGGUGGAGGAGGUGUGGGAGGUAUGUCCGCGGGCCCUCAGGCUCCAUCUCAGGCCCAGCAGAGAAGAAAGAGCGGAGGAUUUGGGAAGCAGCUAAGGCGACAGCAUUCCUACGACACAUUUGUUGACCUUCAAAGAGAAGAAUCAGGUGGAAUGGGAAGUUUGAUGGAAGGUUUAGGGGGAGGCAUGGGUGGAGCUGGCAUGGGAGGAAUGCUGCCCCCACCAAGGAGUGUUAGUUUGAAGGAGAAAGAACGGUACAUGGAUGAUAACAGCCCCUUCGCACACAUAUUUGAACGCCAUGGGGGCUCAGAGAGAGAAAGAGACAGAGACCCAUUGUUUUAUGGUGGUGAGAACCAAAAAGGUUCUGGUUCACCUUUUGGCCUCUUCAGAGGAGGUGAGGGCCUUCACCGCCGCUCCAUCGGAGAAAGAGACAUGAGAGACAGAUCUUUGAUGGAAGGUGGAGGUGGAGGAGCAUUCUCUUUAUCCAAAUCUCUCUACCCUGAUAGGGUAAACCAGAACCCCUUUAUACCCACCUUCGGUGAUGAUCAGUGUCUAAUGCAUGGAGCCAAACAAUAUUACCUGACAAAGCAACAGCAGCAGCAACAAGUUGCCCAAAACAGCAGAGGUGACUUCAGGGGUCAGUUAAGCGCAACGUCGUAUCUGCCAGCUUCUGCCACAGCCGGGGUGAUGUCCAACGUGACCCCUCGGUUCCCAAAAGAGCUGAGUCUUGGUGGGAUGAAUCACCAUGGGUCCAUGUUGGCAGUAGGACCCCCACGUCCCUUCAAUGGAAGCAAUGGCCAUGUGUACGAGAAACUCUCCAGCAUUGAGUCUGACGUGUAAAAGAUGAAGGGGAAGGAGGAGGACAGCAAUAGAGGUUAAAAGUGUUAGAGAUCAGGGGUAUUUCUUAGAACACUUUAGACACAAAGCAGCCCAAGUUCUUGGUGACAUUAAGAGAUAAGGAGUCAAAUGAGUGGCAGAGACAAAAUAUAGACUGUUGAAGAUAAAAAGUAGAAUGAAAACAUGGCUAAAAAUCAGGACAUCCUGAGGGGUUCACCAAUGCUAACCUCUCUUUAAAAUGGCCAAAGCUACACUACUUUAACACCCAUACACAAUCAAUCAACAUUUUCUUUAAUCUUACAAAGGCCCUUAACUUCAACAAUUCCAUCACCUCACCCACCAGUGUGCUAGAAGUCACUACUCUAGGUUAAAAUCAUCAUGACGCAACACCUUUAUUUAGUUUUCUUGUGGCCAUAGUCUGAGGGAGUGAACUGCCUGUUUGCCCCAUGACAGUUAAGAAAGUAGGUAUUGCACACUUGCUAUAGCCACAGCGUACCCUGGUCUGGACAUUUUCCAUUUCUCCCUGCACUCUUCCCAUUCCCUUACUUAUUUGCUCCUGCUCCUCCUCCUCAUCCCCAACACCUAAAGAGCUGUUUGCUAAUGAGAAAUACAAUCACGAAUGAUAAUAAGAUAUUCUUAUAGAAAACAGGGUAUAAGAACAACAACCACGUUGUGAAUAACAGACAUUCAUACUGUUUAUGAUGAUUCUGCUUGUAAUAUCACAGAUUUUCUUUUGUAUUCUGUUGUUAUAGUAUUUGAUUAUUCUCUAAGUAUUUGUAAUUGUGUUCCAUCUUCUCCUGGUGAUGGCAGGAAGGUUGCUCUUGGUUUAACCAACAAGCCAGAUAGACUGAAUAUUUUACUCCUGAUUUUUUUUUUCUUUUCUGUUUUCUGUAGAAUAUUUUGCUCCAUGACCAUUCGUGUUUGUGCUCCAGGAUUUCAGAGACAUCUUAGGAGCUGGGGGAUUAAUAUUGUUCAAGACAUAUCUAAUGAUCAAGUACGCACAUGUUGCAAAACACCAACACAAGGUUGUUUUUUUUGUUUUGUUUUUUUUUGGUUGGAUAUUGUUUUUUAUUUCAGUGUGAACUCAUGUUACUGUGAAGAACAACAUUUUCACCCGAAGCUACUGAGAGGAAGGACGUGCCUUAAAGGUCUCCAGUGGAAGUGUCCUCCAGUUCACAUGCAGCUUCAUCAGGACGGACCAGCGUUCAUUCAGGCUGCUCUGUGUUUUUGUCACAUAUGAGCCAAACCCGCUGUUGAAAUUUGACAGCCGGUCGCUAAUAAUGAUGGUUUCCAUACUAGAUGCUGUUUGAGAUCUUUUAUACCUUCGUAAAACUAUUUCAUAUGUCAGGUACAGGUGGCGUUUUAUGAACAAGUUGUAAUCAGGAUGUCCCACUGUUACUGAUAAGCUGACGUACCACCUCUUUAAUCAAUGCUAUACAAUGUAACACCGCUCACAUGGUUGUUGCUAGCAUUAAUUUACAUCACACAAACAGUCUGGGAGGCUUGUACAUAACGCUUUCUUUUGACAUUGUGUAAAACAAAUAUUAUGCACUGUCACUUAUGUAGGAGAAUUACUGCAACAAAGUUGUUGAAGAAGUCGAUGUAAAGCAAAGUUGAGGAACUGGCUCGGACAUUUGGAAGGCGGCUACCUUGUGAAAGAUUGUUUUUUUCUUGUUUUUUACUCGGACUGUUGUAGAUAGUCUUUUUAGCUAAAGAGGCCUCAUUUAUUGCACAGGACAUUUUACUCGGUGUAGGUAUAGGCACUCAGUAGACAUGCCUUAUUAUCCCCCUCCCUCAAGUUGUGAGAUGAUAACUCAUCAUGUACAGACUACAGAGGCCUCUAUUAGUUAUUUGAAAGUUUGAUCUGUGAUAGGAUGGCGUCACAAGUUUAAGGGCUGAGGGAGAUCGUGCAGGAGUACUGGCCACAGAGAGGACCUACAGGACUGUGUGUUUGUAAUUAUAUCACACCCAUAUUUAAAAGCACUCAUGCAAUAGACUGAAAUGUGUGUUUGUAUGUUUGAAGAGAAACAGACCGUUCUUCAACAAUAAGUGCUUUUUUUCCAAUCACGUUGUUAAAUACUCAUUACUUCAACACCAUGUACUCCCUAACUCCUCGGAUAACACUGAGACUGACUGAGUUAGCCUUAAAUCAGACUCACCCACUCUCCCACACACAUACACACACACCCCAAGACACUCCUAAUAAAUAACUUGGGAUCUCUGGUAUUUUUAUACACAUUUUGAAAGUUCAGGUGAACCAUAUUCAGCAAGGAGGAAGAAGGGUUUGACUCAGAAAUAAAAGGCUAGUUUGGAUUUUUGGAGUGAGAUUCUGUGAAGCUAUCAAAGAUAGUUCCCUUAUCUGUACUAAAAAAAAUGUCCUUCAGUGAGUAAAAAAAAAAAAGUCAAGCUACUAUGUAUCUACCUUGAAUUUUAACAUCACACUUCUACUGGUUUGGUAUUUGCAAUCAAAAUGUUAUCACCAGCAAGGCCAGGUUACCGUUCAUUUUAUUCUUAAAAUUGCAACAAAUUACAUUGCAUGAUCAUCAAAACUCUGAGACACAUACACUAUGUGCCAAUGUUACAAAGUGCAUGUUGGUGCUACGAAAAUGCCACGGCAACAACCAGAUAACAGCAUUAAUUGAUCUCAUCCAACACUAUGCAGACGCUCAGUUUGCAUUGAAGAUUUACUCACGUGAAGGGGCUCCUACAGAAAGGCAGCCUGCCCUACUUUUUGAUCAAUCCAGCUUGUGAUUAUUUAAAUGAAACUCCUCAGUGGCACUCUUACAUUAAAUCUAAAGUAUUAAACAUUUAUUUUGACAACCAUUAAACAUGGACACAUCUUAGUAUGAUGUUUCCUGAUACAUUGACAUUUUAAGUUUUGCCCCAGUGCACAUUUAUUAUACUUAAGUCCAUUUUUACAAAUAAAGGGUGUGAUCUCCAAAAGGUUUGCGUGUUUAAAAGCACAUGGAAAAUUAACAGCGUGACCAAAUUUGAUUGACAAACCAGGGGAUUAAUGUUGCAGGAAGCAAAUAAUCUUUAUGCAGUUAAACCAAAAUAAAAAGAAAUCACAGAGCCAAUAUGUUGUGUUUAUAUUAACAAAACAAGAGAAGUGAACAUCAAUAAUCACCAGAGCACAAGAAAAGAUCAUAGAGCCUGCAAAGUAAUGAUAGCGAGGGGGACAGAAAGAGCUUUAUUUGCAUCUAUUAAAGUGUGCACCCCUAGCUUGUGCCAGGGUUUUUUUUUUUUUAUUUGUCCUUUUCUCCCUCAGUGUUUCUCUACCUACUCUAUAUGAGGCACAGCUUGUUGUAUUAAAUUAUCAUGAUCCUGGUUGGCAAAGGUAAAGACAGCUGUUAAGGGCAUGAUUUCACUCCAAGUCUGAUAAUGGCUGCUCUCCAGACUGUCUGUAAGACUUUUCCAGGGUUUCAAAUUGAUAUUUAACUGUUUUAAUUUACUUGUUAUUUCUUUCUACAUUUUUUUUUUUUUACAGUAGCACUUUGAAAUACAUAUUUU